Molecule: messenger RNA, 2688 nt
Organism: Protobothrops mucrosquamatus (brown spotted pit viper)
Lineage: Eukaryota; Metazoa; Chordata; Lepidosauria; Squamata; Viperidae
Gene: SH3BP5
Product: SH3 domain binding protein 5
Exons: 9
Coding region: 126-1406 (426 amino acids)
Biological process (GO): intracellular signal transduction; negative regulation of protein tyrosine kinase activity
Cellular component (GO): cytoplasm
Molecular function (GO): protein kinase inhibitor activity
Source: RefSeq, a predicted model, not a curated record
GCGCAGUCCUCUGCCAGUGGAACCUGGGCUGCUGGAGCAGCUUGGCGGCGGCCCCUCGGCUCCCCAAAGCGCAGAGCUAGGAUCAUAUUCCUCCUUUCUGGAUUGGCAAAUAGCGCUCAGCCAACAUGGAUCCUGGCCCCAAGAGGACCGCGGCGGAGGAAGGGAGCCAGCUGCAGCCUCCGGAAGCUGAGGAAGAAGUGGACCCCAGGAUUCAAGGAGAACUAGAAAAGUUGAAUCAAUCUACAGAUGAUAUUAAUCGGAGAGAAACGGAGCUUGAGGAUGCACGUCAAAAAUUCCGUUCAGUUCUGGUAGAAGCUACAAUAAAACUGGAUGAACUUGUGAAGAAGAUUGGAAAAUCUGUAGAAGAUUCAAAGCCUUACUGGGAAGCCCGAAGGGUUGCUAGGCAGGCUCAGCUAGAAGCGCAGAAAGCAACACAGGAUUUUCAGAGAGCCACAGAGGUGCUACGGGCUGCUAAGGAAACCAUUUCCCUUGCAGAAGAGAGGCUGCUGGAAGAUGACAAACGUCAAUUUGAUUCUGCAUGGCAAGAAAUGCUCAACCAUGCCACACAGCGGGUUAUGGAAGCAGAGCAGACGAAAACUAGAAGUGAACUUGUACAUAAAGAAACAGCAGCCAAAUACAAUGCUGCCAUGGGCAGAAUGAAACAGUUGGAGAAGAAACUGAAAAGGGCUAUCAACAAAUCAAAGCCUUAUUUUGAACUCAAAGCAAAAUAUUAUGUACAAUUAGAGCAAUUAAAGAAGAUAGUGGAUGACCUGCAAGCAAAAUUGGCUUUGGCCAAGGGUGAAUACAAAACAGCCUUGAAGAACUUGGAGAUGAUCUCUGACGAGAUUCAUGAGAGGCGGCGAGCUUCGUCAAUGGGGCCCAGAGGAUGUGGUGUUGGGGCUGAAGGCAAUAGUACUUUGGCAGAAGACUUUUCAGGAUGCAAGUUAGAAUCAGAUAAUGUUUCCAUGGCAUCAGAGGUAUUUGAAGAUGACAACUGCAGCAGCUUUGUGUCCGAAGAAGACUCUGAAACUCAGUCUCUAUCUAGUUUCAGUUCUGGUCCCACAAGCCCUUUUGAUAUACCAGCUCAAUUUCUUCCUAUGACUCGCCCUAAAAGCUUGGAUUUGUCUAGCCCUAUAUCAUUAUCUGAAUUUGGUAUAUUUCCCCUAUUAGGACCUCGCAGUGAAUGUAGUGGGGCAUCCUCUCCUGAAUGUGAAAUUGAAAGAGGAGACAGGGCAGAAGGAGCGGAGAACAAGAUACUUGACAAAGUGAACAAGAAUAAGAGUGUAGACAGCAGCUCUUCUUCCAGUGGCCCAGUUCUAGACAAUCGGUUGAAGCAACUUUCCUUACAAUGCCUGAAAGGCAAGGAUGGGGUUUGUGCAGACAAACUAAUAGUACAAACUGGGUGAAAUGAUGUCCAGAGCCUAAUGAGGAAUAUAAUUUAUUUAUACACAACUGUUUUCUGAUUGUCCAAACCUUGUGCCAAUGACUAAUAUAUGCCAAAUUUUUGUCUUUACUGUACAAUAAAGACUUACACAAUUGCUGAGGGCUAAAAUAAGCGCAAUUAAAUAUAUAAUAGAAAUCUUGGUCAGGACAGAAAUUGUAAAGGACAGAAAUCUCGAUCCUUAAGACAUUUUGUAACAGUUUGGGAGAAGCAAUAAUACCAGUCCUCUGUGAAGUUUAGGCCAUUCUGGCACUGAGGGCAAAGCCAGGUUGGGAGGAUUAGCUGGUGUCUUAUUUGUGAUGCUGUUUAACGCCAUAAAAUUCCAGGAUGCUAGCAGCAAAUCCUUUGAAAUACCUUGUAUUGUAUUUUGGGUUACCAAAGGAAGCUGCUGCAUGUAACAGAAUUUAAGAUACCUUCAGUCUUCCUAUAGAAUUCACGAGUGUUGAUACAUUAUACCUCAAGGGUAAUUAAAAUGUUAAUAUUGAUGCACAGGAUCCUUCUAGCUUUUUACAUGGCUGGGGGAAGGAUGGAGAUGAGAAGUAGUUUUGGUUUAUAUAUAUUAUGAUCAAAAUUAAAUGGGCAGUGGAAACAUUAAUGUAGGAUACCACUUUGUUGUGAAGUACCAAUUAUGAUAAUCACUAAGCAUAGACAGGAAGAUUCUUCCACAACCCACCAACUAAAAAAGAGAAAUGUGCAUGAAUGGAAUAGUUGCCAUAGCGUUGAUAUGGGGAGCAAUUUCUAGUAUCUCUGCAUUAUCAAGCAUUUUUGGAGUAGUUAAAAAGAGUUCAAAGUUAGUAUCCUUUAAGUAAAAAUCCAAAUAAGAUGGAAAGGAAGUUGAAGCAUGUUAGCAAGAAUUGGUAUUUAUGCUAGUAAGAAAUAGUUAAAAGCAUAGAGUUGCUUUACUAGUUAACAUUUCUAAAAAUUGACAUAGGUCAUCUUUAAUGAACAUAUUUUUUGAGCAUUACUGAUUAGCAAUAUCCAUUUUCUCAGUAUUUUUUGUUAUUUGGCUUUUGUUUUAUUUUGUCAAUGUUAUGUGUAUAUUCUUAAAACAAAUGUAAAAAAUAUUUCACACUAACUCUCCUCUGCUCUUUUGUUUUCAUGUGUAGUAUGUUUAUUUUUAAUCUUUACAACGUCAUUCUUCAAAUAUAUAUAUAAGUCUUCCAUAUAUGUUUUGGUUAUACUUUGGCUGAGGAUCUUUGCAAGGAAUAAUGGGAAUGGUAAUAAUAAAGUGAGAACUAAAAAUGUUA